This is a messenger RNA of Truncatella angustata, 2538 nucleotides long. RefSeq lists its product as uncharacterized. Gene Ontology annotation, cellular component: fungal-type vacuole membrane. The transcript has 3 exons. The coding region runs from base 1 to 2538 and encodes 845 amino acids. NCBI's taxonomy places the organism in Eukaryota, Fungi, Ascomycota, Sordariomycetes, Amphisphaeriales, Sporocadaceae. The record is from RefSeq and is a predicted model, not a curated record.
AUGUCGGAGGACGAGCGGUCGCCUCUGCUGUCGGCGUCGAAGAACAGGGACACUGCUAACCAGUCUGGCGAAACUACGCCCUUACUUUCCAGUACAGCCGAUACACCAAGAUACGAUGGAGAAUUUGACGAGCCAGCCGACGCCACGUCUAUCAUAUCGCACCGCAGUGAAACGGCGUCGACACAUGCCGCCGCCAAGUCGCGAAGAUGGCCGUCCUACAUUGCCAUGGGCAUCCUAGGCAUUCUGGUGCUGGCAAUCAUAGCGCUGAUGUUCAUCGUGCCCGAUGCAGUUCAGGAAUAUGCCAAACAAGCCGCCGUCCUCGAGCCUACGAAUCUGUCGCUCGACUCGAUCACCACUGAUGGCGUCAAGGCGAGGAUACAAGCCAAUUUCCGACUUGAUGGAUCGCGCGUCGAGAACCAUCAUGUGAGGAGGAUUGGCAAGGCGGCAACAUGGGUUGCCAACACAUUAGGGACCGAGGAGACCAAGGUUGCAGUGUCCCUGCCCGACUAUGGCAACAUCCUCCUCGGAACAGCCGUCAUCCCCCCAUUGACAAUCAACUUGCGAGAAGGCCAUACUACUGCCUUCGACUUCGUGACAGAGGUUUCGCCGGGGGACGUGGAGGGCAUUCGAACAAUUGCGAAUGAGUGGCUCGAUGGUCGCCUGGACAAAUUGCGCCUAAAAGGCUCGACUGACCUGACUCUGAAGUCUGGAAUCAUUCCGUUGGGAACUCACAACGUUGUGGAAUCUCUGGUGUUUGAAGCCAAUAAAAUUCCCACCAUGCCCGCUUACAAUAUCACACGACUCAAUGUCAAAGAUGUCCCAGCGCCAGGAGGCAAGAAGUCUAUGAUUGCUGAUGUAUCACUAAGUGCAUACAAUGAGUAUCCGGUAGAGCUCAACGUACCCGAACUUGCGUUCGAGAUUCUUGUACCCGGUUGCGAGGAGGAUCAGUCUAUCGUGGUUGCGGACGCAGUUACCAGCGAAAUUCAUAUGAAACCUCGUACUGAUGUCGAGGUGAAUGCUCACGGCUUAGUCCGAGAGCUCCCAGAUUCGCUGACGCGCGCUUGCCCGAACUCAAACUCAUCCCCACUGGACCUGUUACUCAAAGAUUACAUGCACGGCGAGCCUGCGACAUUGUACGUCCGCGGAAGCAGCCGUCCUGAUGGUAGCACCCCACGUUGGAUUGCGGACAUCUUGUCUAGUGUUACCCUGCCCGUUCCAUUUCCUGGAAGGUCACUGGAUGGACUGCUCCGCAACUUUUCAUUGACAGACGUUCAUUUCACCUUACCAGACCCUUUCGCUGACGAAGGCGAUCCUAACGCCAAUCCCAAAAUCUCUGGAAAUGUUCUUGUUAUCGCUGGUCUACCAGCUGAAAUGAACUUCGGAAUCGAUGUCACCAAGGUCCGUGCAUUCGCUGAUGUGUUCUACAACUCGAACAAGCUUGGGGAAUUAAACUUGAAGAAAUGGCAAAAAGCCAACUCGACCAAGAUCGACGCUAAGAAAGGAGACGAGGCAACGUUAAAGAUAGAGUCUCGGAUCAACGAUGCCCCAUUGAACAUCACCGACAGCGAUGUGUUUAGCGAUGUCGUUCAGAAGCUCAUGUUCGGUGGCAAGCCAAUACAGUUGGACAUCAAGGCCUUAGUUGAUGUAAAGGUCGAGACAGCUUUGGGGCAAAUGGUUCUUAAGGAUGUUCCGGCCGAGGGGAAGAUUCCAGUUAAACGUCCUGGGAAAGGGUUACUCCAAGGAUUGACGCCCAAGGUUAGGUCGCUCAAAAUCAUCGACACAAGCCCGACGUCCAUAACUCUUCAGGCUUUCGUGAAUAUCACGAAUCCCACGCCAUACACGGCGCAUGUGCCCUACAUGAAUAUACAUGUGGUAAAAAAUGGCAGUAUUCUUGGUCAUGCAACGGUUGAGAAUAUGGACAUGGUGAAGGGAGUGAAUCCUGAUUUGUUGGUGACUGCAAGAUGGGAGCCGAGCAUGGGUGGAAACGAAGGACGCCAAAUCGGAAGAGACCUUAUCUCUCAAUAUCUUUCUGGCUACAACGUCACAAUAACCGCCAAACCUCAUCGGAACAGCAUUCCGGGCGCAGACGUUCUUUGCGACGCUUUGUCUCGGUUCAACAUCACAAUGCCUGCACCGAAACUCGAUCUUCCGGGUGACAGUCCCGAGGAAAAAUCUCAUUUUAUUAGAGACGCAACUUUCCACCUCUUCUCAUCGACGGCGACGUUCACGCUCGUCUCUCCAUUGCAUUACAACACGAUGUACGUGGACUUUGUCAAUGCGACGGCCGUAUACAAUCAUACAGAACCAAUGGGCAAAAUAAUAUACGACUACCCCUUUCAAGCACCACCUGGAAAAUCUACCACGCCCAAGUUGCCUGUGGAGUGGUCGGUUGGAUCCGUCGGGUACGACGCGGUCAAGAAAGCCCUCGGUGGCACUCUGAAACUUGACGCACAUGCGGUCGUCGACGUGCGAUUAGGUAAUUGGAAGGAUACAUUCUGGUACGAAGGUAGAGGCAUUGGGGCUCACGUACAGAUUUAG